Pollicipes pollicipes is the source of this 2031-nucleotide messenger RNA. RefSeq lists its product as uncharacterized. The transcript has 6 exons. Bases 85 to 1179 code for a protein of 364 amino acids. The record is from RefSeq and is a predicted model, not a curated record. Lineage: Eukaryota; Metazoa; Arthropoda; Thecostraca; Pollicipedomorpha; Pollicipedidae.
UUGCUGUCUGGGGCCGCUGUGUCGUGCAGAAGUCGUUCGUUGCGUUUAUUUGUUGUGUUGAAUGCGCUUGGUGUCAAAGAUAUCAUGAAAUCCAGGAAACCGAGGCCUGCAAAGCCGCACCUUAAACGGUCCCUUUUAAGUAGCCAGUUCCACAAUCGGAGGCUGGAGGAGGACCUGAUGUGGUCGAGCCAGGCUCGUGAGCGUGAGCGGCGCGAGAGCCGCCGCACGCGCGAGCGCCGCUCGCCGCCGCCGGCUGGUCCGCGCAUGCGCAUGGACCAGACGCGCCUGGAGAGCCGGCCUCGCCGCGAAGAGCGCCGCCGGCCCCAGCUCGACUCGGCCAUGCGCAACGCCCGCCGGCAGGGACAGAACAGCCUCUACUGGACCAAAAAGCUGCUCGACUUCGAGGAGCGCGAACCGGACAGGUGGGGCCACAGCGGGUUCCGGGAGCUGUACCUGGACCAGCCGUCGGCCGGCGGCGGCCGCUCGGCCCGCUCCCGCGAGCGCCAGAGCCGGGAGCGGCAGGAACGGCAGGAGCGGCCAGAGCGCGGCCGCCGCCAGUCCGGCGCGCCGGGCUCGGCUCGCCGGCCCCCGGAGCUGGUGGCGGCGGCGGCGCCGGCCGCUGCCGCCAGCGAGUCGGCCGAGUCGAGCUCGUCGAGCGGUGCCGAGGAGGCGGUGCGCACUAGCCUGUCGGAGCGUUUCGGUCGGCUGGCGCAGCUGAGCGUGCAGCGCGGUGCCGCCGAGCUGGUGCGCCUGCGCAUCGUCAAGGACGCCAACUCGUCGGACAAGAAGGUCAUUUUGGAGGAGGAGCCGGGCGGCGCGCGCGAGCGCAGCCAGGAGCGCGUCAGCUUCGAGAGCGAGUACCGCGAGUACUUCGGCCAGAAGCUGCGGCGCGCCGCCGUCACUGACGACCCGGGCGACCAGCUGCCGCGCCAGCUGCCGCGCGACUGGGAGACGGACGUCAGCGUGCGCUACCGCUACUACCGCGACGCCGGUUACUUCCGCGACCACAUGCUCACGCUGGAGGAGUACAUCAAGUGGGAGCAGUGGUGGUACCGCUACCGCGAGUGGCUGGCCAAGGAGGCGCGCCGGCCGCGAGUGGAGCGGCCGCCGCUGGAGACGGUGGCGCCCGUGCGCCGGCUGCGGCCGGUCGACUGGCCGGACCGGCGACGCCGCUUCUGAGGCUGUGCGGGCGUGUCGUCCACCCUCAGCCGAAGACGACGCCCGCGGGGUGUUGGCGACUUUGCAGGGGUCUCCCGGGGACGGGUGAUGCACGUAAGCGCCUGCUGUCUGGGCGUGUGCCGACCCGCUGUGAUGGAGCCUGAGCCCCGACGGUGGGCGGACCGCCGCGCGUGUCUGGUCCAGGCCCUGUUGAAUCUUAUGCGGUCUUUCCGCGCCUGCUGCGAAGGGCACACUAGCUGGCAACGACUUAGUCCAGCGUCUCUUAGUAGCCCAUCCUCAGUGACUAUGGGCUGUGGGACUCUGAUGCUGCCGGCAGCGCCCGUGCUCCAGCUGUGGAGCACCACCGCCGUCCUGCCCCUGUCCCGCUCUCGCGCAGCUUCCGACCCCACCAGAGUCGUAAUCGCGCCCUCUGUUGUUCCUGUGGUGCCCUGGAAGCACAAACCUGGGUGGUGCCGGCCCUGGGAGCUUCCUGUCGCGGUUUUAUGUAGCGCGCUGGCGGCCUGUUACAUGACCUGGGCCUUUGGAGGUGCCCGCGGACGGCGCUGCCUAAGCCGGCAAUCAGUUAAGAUGGUGCAUCUUUCGGGCAGUUUUUGUUGUCCGGAGUUGCCGGCUUUUAGCGUCAAUAACCUGACAUGCAGGUGUGCGCCAGUGGUAAUGUGAUGAUGUGAUGUACUCGCGUCUUGUGAUGUUUUUUUUUUAGAAUGUUUCUAUUUCUUCAUGCUUUUGUUUAGGCACACCACACCUUGCCAGACUUUUAGGUACGUAAAUAAUGGCAGAAACGAAUGGUGGGUCGUAAUGGAUCAUGUAUUUAACAUGAAAGUAAAGACCACAAUAAACCACUGAUAUGUGACA